GGCACUGUUCGAUAUAUGCGCUCCAGCCCUGUAACCUAGCGUUGUUUGUUUGCCAUUUCUGUGAAAUCUGAAAUUUAUUGCUUAAUCCGCGUUUUAAACUCUAUUGUGCAGCCAGAGCCGAAAACCCCUCCACUUGAAACUUCACUUGAGAAUAUGUCCGCUAAGCGCAAGGCAGGUGGCAAUGGAGCUGGUCCCAACAAGAGGCGUCCCAAGAAGAAGGAGUCGGACUACGAGGAUGAAUUCAGCGAUGACUCCGAUGAUGAUGCCGCCCAUCGGCAGGCGGCCGCCAACCAAAUGGAGGUGCUCAUACCGAACGAUGAUCUAGAUCCGCCUAGCAAGCUGCCUGAGGACUUGCUCUCCACUCUGGAGAAGACGCCAGGACAGUUGCUGCUGGCCGGCAUGGUUACCUGGGAUCUGACCGGCAAACGUGAUCGCAAAAAUGUCACAAAAGUGCGCCCCAACUUGUACAGCUUUCAUCGGUUUACAGAGGAGAAGUAUCGGUAUGUUGCCAGUGGUCCGAGUGCAGCCCACACCAUACUCAUCAAUAUGGAUCGCAAGGCUCUCGGCUUUGGCCGAAAUCCCAGCGGACAAUUGGGCUUCAGUCCGGACGUAAAGCUGGUGGAGAAACCCACAAUCAUUCCGGCCUUGGAGCAAUUGAACAUUGUCCAGGCCUCUGUGGGACGCCAUCAUACACUCUUCCUGACCGACACAGGAACCGUGUACGCUCUUGGCGAGAACAAGUCGGGGCAGUGCGGUGUGGGCAAUGCCCAUGCCAAUAUCUACUCCCCCACUCCGAUCAACUAUCGGGGUCCACCCAUCAUUCGCAUAGGUUGUGGCGCCGAGUUUUCGGUCAUCUUGGAUAUCAAGGGAAACUUGCAUACAUUCGGUCUGCCGGAGUACGGACAGUUGGGUCACAAUACGGAUGCCAAGUACUUUGUAAAUGCCAACAAGCUGUCAUUUCACUUCGAGACAUCGCCCAAGAAGGUAGUCUUGUACAUUGAGAAGAGCAAGGAGGGCCAUGUUACGCCCGUGGAUGGCGUGCAGAUCGUUGACUUUGCCUGCGGCAACAAUCACACGGUGGCCAUCGACUCGAAGAAACGUGUCUAUAGCUGGGGCUUUGGCGGAUUCGGUCGCCUGGGCCAUGCCGAGCCCAAGGAUGAGAUGGUACCGCGCUUGAUGAAGUUCUAUGAUACGCAGGGUCGGGGUGGGCGCAGCGUCUUUUGUGGCUCCACAUUCAGCUUGAUUGUCAACGAGCUGGGUCUGCUCUAUCUCUUUGGCCAAAACAAGAAGACGGGCGAGGCCAACAUGUAUCCGAAGCCCGUACAAGACUUGUCCGGCUGGAACAUCACCGAUCUUGGCUGUGCCAAUACAUCUAUCAUGAUUUCGGCUGACGACACAUUGAUUGCCUGGGGAGCUUCGCCCACAUUUGGGGAGCUGGGCAUUGGAGAGUUCCAGAAGUCCUCGACGGUGCCCAAGGAGGUGCCGAAGAUGGACGGCAUUAAAAUACCUCAAGUGACUAUGGGCUACUCGCACACCGCCCUGCUGGUGGAUACCACACACGAGGCCACCAAGCAGAAGUACGAAAAGCUGCCCGAGUACACCAUCGACGAUUAGAAGCUGCCAGAGAGGGCAGUAUUCCCAAAAGCAAUACACUGCUACUGAUAAGUAUACCGCUGCCAACAACAAAUACUGCUCCACAUAGGUUACCACGAAAUACUACGAGAAACCCUGAGAACUGAUCAUCGAAACACUGCUGCUACUUACUGAAAAAAAAAAAAAAAA
Molecule: messenger RNA, 1782 nt
Organism: Drosophila miranda
Lineage: Eukaryota; Metazoa; Arthropoda; Insecta; Diptera; Drosophilidae
Product: protein RCC2 homolog
Exons: 4
Coding region: 154-1614 (486 amino acids)
Source: RefSeq, a predicted model, not a curated record